Messenger RNA from Trichosporon asahii var. asahii CBS 2479, 1152 nucleotides. RefSeq lists its product as uncharacterized. The transcript is spliced from 4 exons. Bases 1 to 1152 code for a protein of 383 amino acids. The record is from RefSeq and is a predicted model, not a curated record. Gene Ontology annotation, molecular function: NAD+ kinase activity. Gene Ontology annotation, biological process: NADP+ biosynthetic process. NCBI's taxonomy places the organism in Eukaryota, Fungi, Basidiomycota, Tremellomycetes, Trichosporonales, Trichosporonaceae.
AUGCUGUUACCCCGACCAGUCCUGCGGCCACCGCUCUCCCACCUGCGUUCGGCGCUGUCACAAGCACGCCGGGCGCGCGGCGUACAUAUGCUCCGCGACCUGCCGCCCGUGACCCACGCCCAGCUCGCCGACACUGACAAGACAAGGAAGCCGCGCCUGCUGCCCAUCGACGGCGCACCACGGAGCGCGCCUGCGGCCUUCUCGCCCUCCCACCACCUGUGCCAGUGGACGCGGCCGCCGGAGAGCGUGCUCCUCGUGCAGAAGAAGGACGAUAGCCGUGUGCAGGCCGCGAUGGCCGAGAUUCUCGGCUUCCUGACGACGCAUUACCCUCACCUGCGUCUUAUCGUUGAGCCGCACACGGCGCGCGAGCAGAGCCAGUUCCCAAACCUCACCGUCUUCAAUGAGAUCACGGACAGCCCCGUCAAGCUCCUCGACAAUACGGAUUUCGUCAUCACCCUCGGCGGAGACGGGACGGUGCUGCACGCAAGCCAGCUGUUCUCGCGAACAGAGUGUCCCCCCGUGCUCUGCUUCUCGCUCGGGAGCCUCGGCUUCCUCCUCCCUUUCAAGGUGCAGGAUAUUGAUCGGGCUCUCCACUACAUCCUUGGCGAUGGCGAGGUCGAGAUCCUCAACCGCAUGCGCCUCAAUGCCCUCGCGGUCGAUAGCCAGGGCAGGACACUAAGUCGCAUGCCCGAGUCCGGAUGGCAGGUCAUGAACGAGGUCUGCCUCCAUCGAGGACGGUACCCCCACCUUCCCAGUGUCGAUGUGUAUUACAAUAACCAGCAUCUGACAAAGGGUCUCGUGAGCUUACGCGCAGUCCAUACCAAGCUGACAACGGGCGGACGGCUUCCUCCUCUCUACCCCAACUGGAUCAACAGCCUACUCAUUAUCGGCUGGAGGGUCGCCCAUGCAUCCAGAGACAGACGCCGUCAUGCUGACCCCGAUCGCACCCCGGUCAUUGUCAUUCCGACCACUGGUCCUGCCGGGAGGAGGACGAGUGAAGCUAGGCAGGUAUCACUGGACGGCCGAGACGUGUGUGAGCUCCACGCCGAGGAAUCGGUCCUCAUCCGCAAGUCAAUAUAUCCCAUCCCCUGCGUCGACCAGCCCGGAGGCGGCACAGGCUGGGUCAGAGACAUCAACAGCACUAAACACUAA